AUGCCUGUCAGCGAUGACCUCAGUUUGAGUGUGGCCGAACAGCUUGGAAAUGCCGAGACCUCAGAUUUUUUGUCAGGUGGUGGUGCCUUAGAUGACAGUGCUUUUGGUGACGGUGAACUUGGUAGACAUGAGUUGCCAUGGGAUUCAACCACAGGUCCAAAUCAUGGUCAGGCACAACUGGGUUCCAGGAAUUGUGCGGCUUUGGCAUUGGGUGCAAGUCAGGUGCCAAGAGGGCCAGUGAUUUCGGAAUCCAGUUUUGAGCAACUGUUGUCGCAUGCAUACUUGGGCACCAGGGGUCAGUUGACUGUUAAGAUGCCUUGGGAGCGUGGAGUUUUCAAGAAGGUCUUUCAGAAACCUGCAACUGGUAUUCAGCAUGUUUUUCAGCAGCCAAGAAUUUGGGUCAAUUACAACCUGGAGUCUGUUGCAGAGACCUUGGAAGACUUGCACGAGCCGACGGCAAAACGUCCAGAGCUGGUUGGAGCCUUUUUCGAACAUGCUUUAACUGCGGUGUCUGAUUUGUCAUUUCAUCAGCAACGCACUGGUCUUCUGGAAACAGCAGUGGAAAAAUGGUUCUGCAUCAUCACGGUGAACAUGCUGGCAUCCUCGACGGGCAGGGACAUCAUCAGUUUUGGAAACAUGGAUGAUCAGAAGCGAGGGGCCUUUGAAACUAUUGAAGCUGUGAUUGGUAUCAGAUCUAGGACCACGGCUAUCACCAGGGCAAACUCCUUGUUGAAAUUCCUGCGCUGGAGGGCGGAGUGUUCUGACAAUGAUGGCAGGCCCUUUGAGGAGCAGGAGGCAUGGCAGUAUUUGAAGGAGUUGAGAGAAACUGGAGUUCUCAUGCUGCAUGAAUUGUUGGAUGCUACAGAUUGCAAUGUGGUUGACAGGGCAGUUGCUGCAUACCUCCUUGUAGCCCUGUAUGGGAGAUGUCGGCACAGUGAUUUGCAAAACAUUGAAGACGUUUUCAUAGAUUUGGGUCCAGAAGGAGAAUAUCUUGAGAUUACAACGAGGACGCACAAGACCUCGAGGACAGCAUCUCAGAAAUCCAGGUUGUUGCCCGUGGUUCUGCCAGCCAUAGGUGUGCAAGGGCGAGAGUGGAUCACGGCUGCGAAGAUGGCCUUCAAAGACUAUGGCCUCAGCCUGGAAGGCCAUAUCGGUGGACCUUUGUUCAGACCGCCGGGUGCCGAUGGGAACAGCCACUGCAAAAGGGGCCUUACCUCACAAGAGGUAUCAAGGUUUUUGAGAGUCAUGUUGGGUGAGAACAUGACACAUGACAAGGAGAGCGGGCCAAAGUUGUCGUCGCACUCACUCAAAGCGACAGUCCUCUCUUGGGCGGCGAAGGCAGGCAUGGCGGCUCAGUACAAGUCCAUUUUGGGGCGGCAUGUGAGUGCAUACACAGAUUCAAGUGCUGUCUAUGCAAGGGACUUGUCAAUAGGUGCGGUGUCACGCCUUCAAGAGGUUGUUCUGCAGAUAUACAGAGGAGAGUUUCUGCCUGACGCGCCUCGAAGCGGGUAUUACCCAGUGGCCAUGCCUGUUGUUGAAGCACCUGAGUUGCCAGAUGCAGAAGUGAUCAAGGUUGAAGAUGAUGCUGCAUGUCAGGAGCUGGAUAUGGAAGUUCCGGUGGCUGACAGCCAACUGUGUGAAGAGGCUUGCAGUGCCUCGUCAGAUGGCUCUGAGUCGUUGGAAGGUUCUGACUCCGAAGAGGAGAUAGUGCCACCAACACCCAAGUGCUAUAGGCACGUUGCAGCUGGCCCUCUGGAGGGGAAAUUUGUGAUGCACAAAGUGUCACACUUGGUGCACUACGUUGACUCUGGAGUGAAGGGAGGCCUGGCAACCAAGGUCAUUUCAUGCGGCAGAGCUCUGAACAACAACUACAAGACCGUGGAGAGAUUUGACACGGACCAAGUGAAUACAGCCGAUGCUUCUUCCAUAAAGAAGGUGCCGGUGGCGGAGCGUGAAAAGCAAGACACCCCAGACAUGACUGUCACCUCAGCACUCCAAGUACAAGAAGCUUUCCAGCGGCGCGGCAUAGCACUGGUGUUUGCAGAUCUCAUCACCCAUGAGAGUUACACCAGGUACCUCACAACUCUUUGUGGUCAUUUGCAUAGGGACCCACCAACAGGGUACGCGAGGACCACAGUGAGUCAAUUGGUGACAGCUGAUCGAACAGUGUGGCAGAUGUUGUUGGAGGAAGGCGUGCAGCCAAAGAGAGAUGAGAUGGGAAGCUUGGCGCUUGAUACAAAGCUCAUGGAGAGUCUCCAGAGUUAUCGUGUUUCUUUCUCGUUGCUGCCUCUCAUAGCAAAGAAGGAUGCCACGCCCAGCCCGACGAAGAUUACAAAGCCUUCUAUCAGCCAUGGAGGAAAAGGAGCCAAUUUGCAGGUCCAAAAGCCAUGGAUCAAGAACAAAGGAGGUAAGAAAGGCGGAAAAGGCAAGGUGAGGGUGCCGAACCAUAUCUUUAAGCUGGGCGGCACGGCAUCAAAUCCGGCGGGUGAGGCAAUAUGUUUUGGAUUUAACAGUGGUUCUGGAUGCAGUGAAGUUUUUUGUGGCAGUGCCAGGGUAACAGCAUCCUUGAAGGAAGUGGGACUCACCCAGUCCUUUGGGGUCGAUCACGUCUUAGACAAGGUACCCAUUGCCCCAAUGCAGCGUCUCAAAGACGCCUGGCAAAUUCCGGCGGCUUGCUCAUCCAAGAUGAAGGAGAUUCCAGAGUUCAUGGAAGAAGCAGUAGCAAGGGGUCACCCCAAGUUGUUUGCGAGGCUGGUACCUGAAGUUCUGCAGGAAGGAGACAAAGCUGAGGACUUUGCAAAGGAGUUUGGAGCAUUGGGCAUACGUAUCAUGUUAG
Messenger RNA from Cladocopium goreaui, 2836 nucleotides. Lineage: Eukaryota; Dinophyceae; Suessiales; Symbiodiniaceae. The record is from the annotation of a GenBank genome assembly.